AUGGGAGGGUUUCACGUUGUUGAGGAUCGUCCGACCCCGAAAGAGGUUUACAACUGGACGCUUUACCUCGAGGCCAUCGCCCUCGCAAUGGGUUCCUUCUUAUUUGGUUAUGACUCGGCCUUCGUCGGGACCACGAUCGCAAGAGCGAGCUUCAAGAAAGACUUCAACAUCACAAAAUCGUCAGCUAGCAGCAUCUCCAGCAACAUUACCUCAGCCUUCCAGGCCGGUGCUUUCUUUGGGGCUGUAUUCUGCUUCUUCUCUACAGAACGGUGGGGACGUAAGAUAACUUUGCUGAUCAACGUAUUUGUGUUCAUCAUCGGCGCGAUUCUGAUGACUGUCACUCCGAAUGAAUUAUCAUAUAUUUAUGCUGGGCGAGUCCUCACAGGGCUGGGUUGCGGAGCGAUCACCGCCACCGUACCGUCUUAUAUCGCUGAACUAUCCAUCUCUUCUAUUCGGGGUAUUCUUACAGGUCUGUUUGAACUUGCAUAUCAAGUCGGAUCCGUCGUUGGCUUUUGGAUCAAUUAUGGUAUUAAUAAGAAUAUGGACGUCACCUCUUCGGCCAGCUGGAGGCUUCCCAUGGGCUUCCAAUUGGUACCUUCGUGCUUACUCUUUGUCUGCGCAUUCUGGAUACAUGAAUCACCUUUAUGGCUCAUGCGCAAGGGUAAAGCAGAAAAGGCCGCCCAUAAUCUGCAGGUGCUGCGUCGCCUCCCUGCAGACCAUCAAUAUCUCCAAGAAGAGAUAGCAGCGCUACAGGUUCGUCUCGAGGAGGAAGCCCAAAUAGCCAGCCGCUAUGGAUCAGGCCCCUGGGCCUUUUUCCGGGGAGCCAUGUCCGAGUUCUCUCAGAAGGGCAUGAGAAACCGCAUUUUCAUCACCUUCUGCGCCUUCACUCUUCAAAACCUGUCCGGAGCUUCGGCAAUCAACUAUUAUUCCCCUACGCUAUUUGGAUCCUUGGGUGUCACAGACGUAUCACUUUACACCGGUAUCUACGGACUAGUCAAGGCAAUCGCAUCCAUCAUGUAUUACUCUUUCUUCAUCGACAUUGUUGGCCGAAGACGGCCCGUGCUCGUUUCGACUUUCGUGUGUUCGACGUGUUUGUGGAUCGUCGGGGCCUAUGUCAAAGUUGGCCAUCCUGCAGAUAUCAUCAAAGCCGGCCAAGAACUGUCCUCGUCUACGGCUGCGGGUGGCCGCAUGGCGAUAGGCAUGAUCAUGAUUUACGCUAUUUUCUGGUCCUUCGGUCUCAACGGUGUUCCAUGGAUCCUCGCCGCCGAAAUUUUCCCCGGUGCGUUACGAAACUUUUCAGGAACCUUCGCUGCUCUGGUGCAAUGGGCUGUUCAAUUCUCAAUGACCAAAGCCCUUCCGUACAUCUUUGACUCCUUUGGCUACGGAACCUGGUUCUUCUUCGCAGCGUGGAUGCUGGUCGCUACGUGCUGGCAGUUCUUCCUUGUUCCAGAAACCAAAGGCCUUACGAUCGACCAAAUGGAUCUCAUCUUGUACGUCCUGGCCCAGUUUUACUUUCCCGUGCAAUUCCAGAGAGCUAACCCAUGUUUAACACUCAACAGUGGAUACAAAACCGAUGUUCCAUAUCGCAUUCCACACACUUCGGUGACAACGCGCAUGACCAAUUCUAUCAAGGAAGCACUGCCCGUGGAAGCUUUUGACGGGCACAAAAGUGUUGGCGUCCACCUGGAGGAGACAAAAGAAGAGACGGUCUGA
This is a messenger RNA of Exophiala spinifera, 1713 nucleotides long. RefSeq lists its product as uncharacterized. The transcript has 9 exons. The record is from RefSeq and is a predicted model, not a curated record. Bases 1 to 1713 code for a protein of 570 amino acids. Gene Ontology annotation, biological process: transmembrane transport; carbohydrate transport. Gene Ontology annotation, cellular component: membrane. Gene Ontology annotation, molecular function: carbohydrate:proton symporter activity. NCBI's taxonomy places the organism in Eukaryota, Fungi, Ascomycota, Eurotiomycetes, Chaetothyriales, Herpotrichiellaceae.